AUGUCAACAUCCUCCGCAACAGAUUCUUCGAGGGAAUCGUACCCCGACAGCCCCGUCUCCCUCUCCAGCCACAACAUCAACAACCCCGUCUUCUCACUCCCCGUCCCCAACAUCCCCAAAAUCCACCGCUACUAUUCCACCCCAUUGCGAGCAGACUCGCCCGACUCCACCCCGCUGCAGCUGUACGGCCUCGAACAGCGCGAGCCCUCCAUCUACGAGAAACCACGCCUCCUCUGCCGCUUCUCGCACGCCCUCGACGACAUCAAGGAGGACUUUUCCCUGCAAUUGGACCCAAACAACAUGGCCAGCAAGAUCCGGAGCCGACGCCAGUCAAUGCUGAUGUUCGAUACGGCCGCUGGGCCGUCAGGCGCAGACGCAGACGGAGCACUACAUCCCGAUCAGCGUCCCAUCACGGCGUCUGGCCCACCGCGCUCGAGACCCCUCUCCAUCCUCUCCUUCGAUAAUUGGGCCCCGCCCACAAGAGGGCUGAGUCGCCGACUGUCGACUUUCCGGUUCGGGUCGAGGAGGAAGAGGGCUUCGCCGGCGCAGCUCUCGAGCAUCUCGCAGCCGAACUUGAUCGGGUCGUCGACGAACAUGUAG
This is a messenger RNA of Aspergillus novofumigatus IBT 16806, 600 nucleotides long. RefSeq lists its product as uncharacterized. Lineage: Eukaryota; Fungi; Ascomycota; Eurotiomycetes; Eurotiales; Aspergillaceae. The coding region runs from base 1 to 600 and encodes 199 amino acids. The record is from RefSeq and is a predicted model, not a curated record. The transcript has 2 exons.